CCUGCAGCAGAAGAGGGGAGGUGGUGUCGAGAGACUGGGAACAUUUAACAACAUCUGAACCUCAACCAACGUCACCAUACAAUGAAAUUAACAUCAUUUUUACCCGCUCCCGAACUCCACUACUUUACCAUAUUACUGGUAACAGGUCUGUACACUCCGGGACGGGGAGAGAUAACGAGCCUAGACACAGGCAACAUCGAUGACGUCUUAAAUAAUGCAGGAGUGGCUCUAGUCAACUUUUAUGCAGACUGGUGUCGGUUCAGUCAGAUGCUUCACCCUAUUUUUGAGGAAGCCUCCAAUGUGGUACGAGAAGAAUAUCCAGACACCUCCCAGGUGGUGUUUGCCAGAGUGGACUGUGACCAGCACUCUGACAUAGCCCAGCGCUACAGGAUCAGUAAGUACCCCACGCUAAAACUCUUCCGUAACGGAAUGAUGAUGAAGAGAGAAUACAGAGGUCAAAGGUCGGUGGCAGCUAUCGCCGACUUCAUCCGCCAGCAGAAAGUUGAUCCUAUCAAAGAGGUUCAGAGCCUGGAGGAAAUUACCACUGUAGAUAGGAGUAAACGUACCAUCAUAGGAUAUUUUGAGCAGAGAGACUCUGAGAAUUAUCACACCUUUGAGAGAGUUGCAAACAUCCUGCGAGAUGACUGUGUAUUCUUGGCGGCUUUUGGUGAUGUAUCUAAACCGGAGAGAUUCAGUGGAGAUAAUGUGAUCUAUAAGCCGAUCGGGGAGACCGUACCGGACAUGGUCUACCUUGGUUCCCUGACCAACUUUGAUCUCAUCUACGCCUGGACACAGGACAAGUGUGUCCCUCUCGUGCGAGAGAUCACCUUCGAGAACGGAGAGGAGCUGACGGAGGAAGGCAUUCCGUUCCUGAUUCUCUUCCAUAUGAAAGAGGACACAGAGAGUCUGGAGAAAUUCCAGCAAGAGGUCGCACGCCAGCUCAUCAGCGAGAAGGGUUCUAUAAAUUUCCUGCAUGCUGACUGCGAUAAGUUCCGCCACCCACUGCUGCACAUCCAGAAAACUCCCGCCGACUGCCCCGUCAUCGCCAUCGACAGUUUCCGCCACAUGUAUGUCUUCCCCGAAUUCAGCGACCUCAGUGUCCCUGGAAAACUGAGGCAGUUUGUCUUGGACCUGCAUUCAGGAAAGCUACACAGAGAGUUUCAUCACGGUCCUGACCCCACGGACAGUACUCCAGGACAGGAAGAGAACAGAGAGGUCGCCAGUAAUCCUCCAGAAAGUUCUUUUCAAAAGUUGGCCCCCAGCGAGACGCGUUACACCAUCCUCAGGGACAAGGACGAGCUGUGACCACCAAGCGAGCGAGACGUUUCCAGAAAAACCGACGACUGCAGCCGCCCCCCCCCCCGCCCCGGUGCAGCGGCCGCUGGACCCCGUCUAUUUUCAUACCUUUUAUUUUGGUUUAAAAAAGAAAAAAAAAAACAAACAAGAAGAGGAGGAGGAGGAGGAGGAGGACAGUUGAAGGUCUGUGGGGGAAACAAAGAAACGAAUGAAUGAAAGAAAGAAAGAAAGAAAGAAAGAAAGAGAGAGAGAGAGAACAGCGAAAAGUGUUUUUACUUUGAUUUCUGGAGCUUGUAAAUACGGAUCUGUUCUAUGGGUCAGUCUUGUCUAAAUUAAAUGGAGAUUAUCUUUUUUUUUGUUUUUUUUCUUUUUUUUUUUUUUCGUCCCUUCUCCCUGCCUGCCCAGGUCUUGUCUGUCUGGUUUCUCUUUUACUUUUCUUUUUUUUGUAGGAAAAAAACAGACAAAAUUCCAAAAUUCUUAAUGUCGUUGGUCCUCCUUGACGAGAGGGAAGCGCACGCGCUCAGACAAGUUUGGAAUCAUGGGAAAGAAAUAUUCAGAAUCAUGGAAAGAUUCUCGGAAUUUUUCAGUCAGCGGUUAACCUGUGGUCACUCACUCCAGUCCUCAAUACAGUGAGACAGAGAGAGAGGGAGAGAGACUGUUUGUCUUUAUAUGCGUCUGUGUGUGUGUGUGUGUGUGUGUGUGUGUGUGUGUGUGUGUGUGUGCGAGCGCACGUGUGUGUCUGUGUUCUUACGUACUGUGCCGAUUCCAGACUCGUUAUGUCCACGCUCGUUAAGACCCAGAAAUGAUAUCAGUCUCAUAUCAGCCCAGUCCUCAUGGGGUGGUGUCAGUGGGUGGAGUUUAAUGGGGGUGGGGUUUACAAGGGUGGGGGUUGUUUGUAAAUUGGUCAUCUCAGAAGGGGCAGGAA
This is a messenger RNA of Chanos chanos (milkfish), 2221 nucleotides long. RefSeq names its product endoplasmic reticulum protein 44 (gene erp44). The transcript is spliced from 11 exons. Gene Ontology annotation, molecular function: protein disulfide isomerase activity. Lineage: Eukaryota; Metazoa; Chordata; Actinopteri; Gonorynchiformes; Chanidae. Gene Ontology annotation, biological process: protein folding. Bases 82 to 1305 code for a protein of 407 amino acids. The record is from RefSeq and is a predicted model, not a curated record. Gene Ontology annotation, cellular component: endoplasmic reticulum-Golgi intermediate compartment; endoplasmic reticulum membrane.